This is a messenger RNA of Hibiscus syriacus, 1527 nucleotides long. Its product is annotated as plant UBX domain-containing protein 2-like. Lineage: Eukaryota; Viridiplantae; Streptophyta; Magnoliopsida; Malvales; Malvaceae. The coding region runs from base 85 to 1482 and encodes 465 amino acids. The transcript is spliced from 3 exons. Gene Ontology annotation, biological process: defense response to fungus. The record is from RefSeq and is a predicted model, not a curated record. Gene Ontology annotation, molecular function: protein binding.
UAUUUUUAGUAUCAUCAUUGUUAUCAUUAUUAUUUGCUUUUGGAGCUUCAAACCAAAAGUAUAAUUCCCAGAAAACACAAAACAAUGGCUAUGAAAGAGCAAUGGAGUGGAUUCAUGAAGAAAGUCAACAACCAAUUCUCAUCAUCUGGGAAUUUCAAGGGCCAAGGUCGAGUCUUGGGUUCUUCUUCAUCUGGACCUGUUAACCCUAUCCUCCCCUGUCCCUCCCAAACUCGAUCUCUUUCUCCAAAGCCUGUUCCUCAAUCAUCAUCAUCUUCUUCGAAUUCUAAGCCUUCUUUGCCCUCGAAACCUAUAAAUUCCGAUCAGAACAAGCCCGUUUCCACCGAUGAUAUCAAACCGACUCGGAAACCGGAAAACGGGUUUGAUCCUUACGGUUCAUUGAUCACUUCUAGCAAGGUAUCCAAAAACGGGUUCAUCUUGGAUAUGUUGGAGUGUCCAAUUUGUGGUGUUCCUUAUAGGACCGAAGAGGAAGUAUCUGAACAUGUAGAGAUUUGUGUUAACACUAAUCCUUCCGAUAGGAAAGGCGGUGAUACUGAUACGGAAUUGAACAGGAAUGAGUUCGAAGAUUUGUCGAGGGAUGAAUUGGAGGUUCGUGUUGGUUCCUAUCUUUCGGGAAACCCACCGGAAGGGUCGGUUCAGGUUGUUCUUAGGUUGUUGAGGAACAUAUUUAAGGAGCCUGGGAGUGACAAGUUUAGGAAGAUCCGGAUGAGUAAUCCGAAGAUAAGGGAAGCUAUCGGUGAGAUCUCAGGAGGAGUGGAGCUCGUGGAACAUGUUGGAUUUGUCUUGAAGGAAGAAGGAGGAGAAAUGUUUGCAGUCAUGGAUGUUCCAAGAAAGGAGAGGAUUACUUUGAUUAAACGGGCGAUAACAUUGUUGGAACCGGGCAAGACGGAUGAUGUUAAGACCAGUGAUAGCGAGAAAGAGGAAAAGGUUGAGCCAAAGAAGAUUGACAGACAGAUCCGGGUCUUCUUCUCUGUACCCGAGAGUGUAGCAGCGAAAAUCGAGCUACCGGAUUCUUUCUAUAACUUAUCAGCCGACGAGUUGAAAAGAGAAUCAGAAUUGAGACAGAAAAAGAUUGCAGAAUCCCAGCUCUUGAUCCCUAAAUCUUACAAGGAAAAGCAGGCAAAAGCAGCCCGGAGGAAGUAUAGAAGAACAAUGAUUCGCAUCCAGUUUCCCGACGGAGUCGUUCUUCAAGCCGUUUUCUCCCCCUGGGAGCCAACUAGCUCUCUCUACGAGUUUGUUAGCUCUUCACUGAAAGAACCCUGCUUGGAGUUUGAGCUAUUAGAUCCGGUACUGGUUAAGCGACGAGUGAUCCCUUCGUUUCCAGCAGCCGGCCAGAAACCUCGGACGCUAGAUGACGAGGGGUUGGUCCCUUCCGCACUUAUCAAGUUCAAGCCUAUCGAAACCGAUUCCGUCGUCUUCACAGGGCUUUCGAAUGAACUCUUGGAAAUGAGUGAACCCCUGUAACCAAUUGAAACAUAUGGGUCUAACCAUAUUAUAAAAUAUGAGAGU